AUGGGUAAUAAAGCAAGUAGCAAAGGGAAGAAGGACCCAACUGUACUCAGCGAUGAAGAUUUGAAAACACUGAGAGCAAAUACACAAUAUACCGAAGACGAAAUUCGCGCAUGGCAUUUUGGUUUUCUUAAAGAUUGUCCAACGGGUAAACUCGACAAAAAACAAUUUCUUCAUGUGUAUAGAAGAUUCUAUCCGGAAGGUAAAGCAGAUAAAUAUUGUAAUUUUGUAUUCAAAGCAUUCGAUACUGACAACAAUAAUUGGAUUGAUUUCACCGAGUUUUUAUUAGCCGUGGGUGUAUCUCAACAUGGAAACCUUGAAGAGAAACUAAAGAUGGCUUUUGAUAUCUACGAUCAAAACAAAGAUGGAGUCAUCAAUCGUAAAGAUAUGAUAAAAAUCAUCGAAGCAAUGUACGAUUUAGCUAAUGAAGAAGAUCGAAGUGGCGACAAAUCACCGGAUCGACGUGUAGAUUUAAUCAUGCAACGAUUGAAUAAAGAAAAAGACGAUGUGGUAAUUCGCGAUGAAUUCAUUCAAGGUUGCCUUCGCGAUGAAUUAUUGCGUAAAAUACUUGCACCCAACACCGCAGUCGUAUCCGACGAGCAAGAAACGACUCCAUCCUCACCGUCACCAACAACAGCAGAAAACGAAAACAUGUAA
Molecule: messenger RNA, 654 nt
Organism: Adineta ricciae
Lineage: Eukaryota; Metazoa; Rotifera; Eurotatoria; Adinetida; Adinetidae
Source: the annotation of a GenBank genome assembly